AUGAAUGCGGUGGAUGCGUCGUCGCACGAAGAGGUGGCCGAGACGAGUGAGGCUCCUGCCCUGCUGACCAUCAUCCUCGACACCAACCCACACGCCUGGGGCCUACUAUCGUCAACUCUGCCACUCUCCACCUUGAUCGCAAACCUUCUGGUCUACAUCAACGCUCAUCUCGCCAUCAACAACUCAAACCAAGUCGCCGUAGUCGCCUCACAUUCCGACAGCGCCCGCUUCCUUUACCCAACCACUCACGACGACCUUCACGUUCCCCAAAACGAAGUCAACGACAUACAAAAUGACGCAAACAAAUACCGCCCCUUUGCCCAACUGGAAAAGGCCUUGACCACAAAUCUACGCGCCCUACUCUCUACAACCACCCCCGAACACCUCAAAGCCUCUACCUCGACAAUGCUCUCCGGCGCCCUAACUCUCGCCCUUACAUACAUCGCCAAAGCCACCUUGAACGCACCAGGAAGAGCAGGGGACGGCGGCUACGAUGCCACAAAUACCGCAGGCACUUUCACAACUUCUACCGCAGAUGGCACUUCUCAACCCUCCCACACCGGUCUCCAAAGCCGCAUCCUGAUCCUCUCCGUCAGCGGUGACAUUGCAGACCAAUACAUUCCCAUUAUGAAUAGCAUAUUCGCUUGUCAACGCCUCGCCAUCCCCAUAGACAUUCUCACACUAUCUGCACAUUCGAAUGCCGAGUUUCUGCAACAGGCAGCUGAUGCUACGGGUGGUGUUUAUAUGGCUUUGGGGAACAAGGUGGCUGGAUUGUUACAGGUGCUCAUGAUGGCAUAUCUACCUGAUGCCACGGCAAGGAACAAUCUGGUCAAAGCUGGUGAAGCGGAAGGUGUAGAUUUCCGCGCUGCAUGCUUUUGUCACCGCAAUAUUGUGGAUCUGGGCUAUGUGUGCAGUAUCUGCCUAUCGAUCUUCUGCCAACCGCCCCCUGACAACAACUGUCUUACCUGCGGCACGGCACUGUCAUUAGCAGGUCAUGCUGCCAAACCGGUUGUCAUCCCUCGCAAGAAAAAGAAGAAGCAGCAGCGAAAGCUUGAUGGUGUCACACCUGCGGACUCGCCUACUCCGAGUGCUGCAGGUACUCCUAGAUGA
Molecule: messenger RNA, 1110 nt
Organism: Aureobasidium pullulans EXF-150
Lineage: Eukaryota; Fungi; Ascomycota; Dothideomycetes; Dothideales; Saccotheciaceae
Product: transcription factor Tfb4
Exons: 2
Coding region: 1-1110 (369 amino acids)
Biological process (GO): regulation of DNA-templated transcription; nucleotide-excision repair
Cellular component (GO): transcription factor TFIIH holo complex; transcription factor TFIIH core complex
Source: RefSeq, a predicted model, not a curated record